Molecule: messenger RNA, 363 nt
Organism: Oikopleura dioica
Lineage: Eukaryota; Metazoa; Chordata; Appendicularia; Copelata; Oikopleuridae
Source: the annotation of a GenBank genome assembly
AUGACCUCGAGUGAACUAAAAUUCGCGCUUCUCGUCGAAAAUACACUAAAUGGAAUUCCGGAGCCAGAAAGAAGGCAAAUGGUGGUCGAAGCACUUUCUGUUCUUUCUAUGCUCGCUUCUUUUCAGACAAAAGUUAACGUUGAAUGGAUAAUUGAUGUGGACGUCAUUCUCAGUCUAGCUGAGCAAUUUUUCCGGGAAGAUCAAAUUCUGGAAGGCAUUCAGAGCGACGUGAGCCACGAGGACUUUUACGAUUCUGCUCCGACUGGAAGAUUCGGGACAAUGGCGUAUCUCGUCCGCGCAUGUACGGAUAUUCUGGAGAAAGAAGCCGAGCAAGGAGAAUCCAAGCAUUGUGCUGUGCAAUAA